Messenger RNA from Carassius auratus (goldfish), 1153 nucleotides. Its product is annotated as solute carrier family 15 member 2-like. Gene Ontology annotation, cellular component: membrane. Gene Ontology annotation, molecular function: transmembrane transporter activity. Bases 1 to 429 code for a protein of 142 amino acids. Gene Ontology annotation, biological process: transmembrane transport. The transcript has 3 exons. The record is from RefSeq and is a predicted model, not a curated record. NCBI's taxonomy places the organism in Eukaryota, Metazoa, Chordata, Actinopteri, Cypriniformes, Cyprinidae.
AUGGAGGAUAUCCAAGCCAACAAUAUUCACAUCGCUUGGCAGAUUCCACAGUACGUCUUCAUCACUGCUGGAGAAGUCAUGUUCUCCAUCACUGGUUUGGAGUUCUCCUACUCACAGGCACCGGCAAGCAUGAAGUCUGUUCUCCAGGCUGGAUGGCUUAUGACUGUGGCAUUUGGAAAUGUCAUUGUACUGAUUGUGGCAGAGGGGGCUGGGAUGGAACAGUGGACCGAGUUCCUCCUUUUUGCUGGCCUUUUGGUGGCUGUCAGCAUCAUCUUCUCCAUCAUGGCCUAUUUCUACACUUAUGUGGAUCCAGACCAGCUGGACAAGAUUUUCGAAGAGGACACAGACGAUGAGAAAGUGGAAAGUUCUGAUAGGAAGAAAAAUGAGGCCGUUUCCUUGAUUGACAUGCCGAAGCAAACCAAUAUGUAGCAAAAUGUCUGGGUUUUGUUAUGAACAAUUCAGAUCCAUUAAUUGCCAAUAAGCCAAUGAACUUCUUUCACAUCAGACUGUUGUAGUCGACCGUGUUAGAUUAUUUUGCUCCAGAGCCUUUAUGUGGCAUGAUGCUGAUCUCUACUGCUCACGGAUCAUAUUUCAGCUGAAUUAAGAGUAAUGUAUUACGCUGAAGGAAUUAUGGUUUUACUUCACCUGAUACCUCACAAAAAGAAUCCGUUUUUUUUAAGCAGUUCCAAAAUGUAAUCAUUAAGAUGUAAACAUUUUUGGGUUUUGAAGUCUCUAAUGUUCAACUAAGGCUGUAUUUAUUUGAUCAGAAAUACAGGAAAAACUGUGAGAUUGUGAAGUAGUACAAUUUAAAUAACUGUUUUCUAUUUUAGUAUCCUCUAAAAUAUAGUUUAUCAUGCCUGCCACGGCCAAGCUUCAGAUUUAGCUGCCAUUACGCCAGUCUUCAGUGUCACAUGAUGCUUCAAAAAUCCUUCCAUUAUGCUGGCACUCUAGAAACAUUUCUUAUUUUUAGCAAUGCUGAAAUUAUCUGCUCAGUAUUUCUGUGGAAACACACAUUUGGUGGGGAUUCUUUGAUGCAAGCUGAAUAAAUUAGUCUUUGCUGAAUAAAUGUACGAAUUUCUUUAAAAAUCAAAUGUGUAGUCGUAAGUUGAAAAAGUUGACCCCAAAAUGUUAGUGAAUAAACUUCAAUGAUAUC